Acipenser ruthenus (sterlet) is the source of this 1486-nucleotide messenger RNA. RefSeq lists its product as uncharacterized. The coding region runs from base 130 to 840 and encodes 236 amino acids. The transcript is spliced from 2 exons. The record is from RefSeq and is a predicted model, not a curated record. Gene Ontology annotation, cellular component: membrane. NCBI's taxonomy places the organism in Eukaryota, Metazoa, Chordata, Actinopteri, Acipenseriformes, Acipenseridae.
GUCCUUAUAAAAAGAGUCGACCCCUGCAAUCACUCUCCAUUCUUCUGUCACCCCAGAUACACAGCUGCACAGCAUUCUCGAUCAGAUUGACCAGACCAGGCUGCAAUCAAGGUAAAUCAAGCUUCAGCAAUGGCAGGAUCAAAGGUGCACCAAGUUUUGGUUUUGGCAUUGGCUUUUAUCCUUGGAUCGGUCCUUGGCGAAUCAAGCCCUAAUCCUUCAACUGCCAAUCCUUCCACCACCGGUAAAUCAUCCAUAGUUCAAAUUACUGCAGUUUCUUCCAGCAUGAUAACUUCUACACCUGUCACACCCUCAGCAAGUCCCCCACCCUCGACAGUCUCCACCGCCUCCUCGACAGUCUCCACCACCUCAUCGUCCUCCCCAUGGCAAUUAUUUGAACCCAAGAUUAGCUUGUUGGUAAUGGGUGGGCUGGUUCUGUUGUGCACCAUCCUGUUCAUUACGACCUGCAUCCUGGCAAACGUAGUGUGCUCCCUGAGAAGGAGCUACCGGAUGACGCCACGGCCGACCAACAGCAACGCGAACCUGCUGAGCAGCUCCAAUUUCGGGGCCUCCGGAGGUGCCAGUCCCAACGGCAAAGAGACGGUGUUGUCAGAGACGAGCAUCAUGAUGGAGGAGGUGAAAACAGAGACGGCCCAGGAAAACAGGGAGCAGGAGAAACAAACAGGAACGGUCGCAAGCGCAGGAGCAAAGGAAGACGAGUCCCUGGAAGCAGCAGUUACUGCAGGAACCCCUCCAGAGGAACGCAUGGGAAGCGAUGAGGAGGAGGGCGAUCUCCCUCCUCCACCAGACAAUUCAACAGCAGAUUUUAUCCUGGUGGUCUAAUACAGUGGGUUCUUGAACCCGGUCCUUUUGAGAGCUCCAAAUUUUAAAAGCAGCGCUGCUUUCCAGUGUACAUAAAACAGCACCCACGACCUUGAAGAAAAACAACAUGCCUGGUCUGUUACUGGCCCCAAGGACCCGGAUUAGUCAUUCCAAUACCACCGCUUAAACCCUGCAAUGUGUAAAACGAAUGGCCUGCAAUAUAAACGAACUCUGUUCAGUAUGAAUAGACCUACGAAACCAGAAGACUGCCCCACCUUUGAGCCCAGUUUAUUAGCAGCCCCCUGCUGUAAAUGAACCUGCUUCGAUUUGCCAUGCUGAAGUUUCAUCCCUUCUUACUCAAACUCCUCUUGUGGUUGUAGUUCACUUUAAUGCUGUUUUUAAAGCUAUUGUGUUUUGUGAAGAAUGAAGGAAAUUUGUAAGAAAUUAAUUCUUAUGCAGAAAAGCCAACUCUUUUUUUGAUCAUAAUUACUAACGCUUUUUAAAUGUAUGAUGUAAACACAUUGCAAACAACUUGAACGAACGCAGACAAGCACGUCACUGACUGCGGUUUACUUUGGAUUCAAUGCUUAUUACCUUUUCUUGGAAUAAAUGUAUGUACUUGAUUUUUUAAUUACAAAUAAAUAAAAUGUUCAGUCAUUGUAAAAAA